This is a messenger RNA of Ziziphus jujuba (common jujube), 1208 nucleotides long. RefSeq lists its product as uncharacterized. NCBI's taxonomy places the organism in Eukaryota, Viridiplantae, Streptophyta, Magnoliopsida, Rosales, Rhamnaceae. The transcript is spliced from 3 exons. The coding region runs from base 117 to 866 and encodes 249 amino acids. The record is from RefSeq and is a predicted model, not a curated record.
CACAUGAUCAAGGCUAUGAAUAUUUUUAUUAAUUAUUCAGCGUUAUAGGUACGCUAACCAAAAAGUCGAAAGCAAUAAUUGUGAAGUACUUGAACUCAGUUUAUAUUUGGGUGUGAAUGGAAUUCUUUCACAAUGCCAAGGCAGUCGCACUCCGCGGCAACCAUGAAAAUUAUUUACAUGCCCACGAAGACAAAGAAUCAGUAAGGCAGCACUCGGACGGAUUAUCCGAGGGAUCUAGAUGGACCGUGGAGCUCGUAACCCGAUCCGACUCCAUUAUCCGCCUUAAGAGCUGCUAUGGCAAGUAUCUCACCGCCACCGACCGUCCAUUUGUGAUCGGUCUGACCGGUCGGGAAGUUGAACAGACAACCCUGCUUUCUUCAUCACGUGAUUUUGACUGUAUGGUCGAGUGGGAGCCGAUCAAAUAUGGGAAUGGUAUCAGGCUGAAGAGCUGUUACAGCCAGUGGUUCCUCAGGGCCAGUGGAUACUGGCCUCCGGGGGGGCAUUGGAUCACCCAUUGUGAAGCUGAUGGUCAUGGAAUACUCGACGACUCCAACUUGGAAUGGCAGGUUGUUGUCCUUGAAACACAUCAAGAGGGUACGGCAUCUGUUCCUGCUCCUGCCUGUGCUCCGGCUCCGGUUGUGGUUCUGGCUUAUCCUCCUACUCCUAUACCACGUGACGAUUCGAAUACGGAAAGGGCUGAGCUAGUAGCUGAGGUAGGAAAUCUACUAGUAAGCACAGCAAGUCUAAUUUUGCAAGACUCGGAAUCGAUUUACGGAGGUGCAUCAGGGGGUGAUGAAGUAUUUGGAGAUUUAGAUGCGAUCGGAAAUGCCGAUGAUGCAGCUGGAGAUGCUUGCGAAGAGUAUUAAGUUGAAAAUGAUCAGUGUGUGUAUUCAACAUUGUACACUAUAUUUGGGAGAUAAAUUGAAGAUGUUUGUUUGUGAACAUGUACGGCCCAGUGAUUGUCCCUCCAGUAAUUGUCCCUCCAUGUUUAACCAGCUUCAUCAUAUUUUUAAUAGUCAGUCUGAUUAAAGUGAAUUGAAUUAGCAGUUAUUUAGCAAAUUUAUGUUGUAGUUGAGAAUCUAGUUUAAUAUAGAUAGCUUUGAGGGCAUAGCUUUGCAUAAUUUGUUUAUGUCACAUGAUCUGUUUGUUAGAUAUAUAUUAGUUUAGAUUAUUGUUAAAAUUGUUAAAUUAGUUUUUUUGUUUACGUU